UAUUCCAUAGUCAAGUGAGAGUCAAGGUCCAUAAAGAGUCGUAGAGUAGAGAACGGUGUUGGCGCGCAUCUCUCCGAGCAAGCGAACAGUUUCCUUCCCACUAUUCAUUCACUUGUGAUUUUGAUUCAAUCAAGUGUUAUGGAUGCAAAUCCUUCUUCUAGGGUUUCUCCAUUUCUCACCAAUCUUCCCUCUAGAGGUCUCUUCUCUUCCCCGGUCAUCUCUUCCAAUCCGGGUGGGAUGCGUGUUUAUGUAUGCGAUCAUGAGACUUCACCUCCAGAGGACCAACUUAUUAAGACAAACCAACAGAAUAUACUGAUUCGAUCGCUCACACUUAAGAAUGGAUCUGAUGCUUCAAAAAAGAGGACUGCUGAAAAGGCUUUGGAUAGCAGAGCUUCAGCUAAGAGAACAACUCCAAUAAAUACUCGUCAAGAAGGAUCAAACAGUCAAACACCUAAUAGGGACUUUCACAGCUUGACCGUGGAGAGGCUUCGAGCUCUUUUGAAAGCUAAAGGUCUUUCAACCAAAGGGAAGAAGGAGGAGCUUAUUACGCGUCUAAAAGAAGUAAGUAGUUAAGCAGCAUUGGAGGGAGGAAUGUCCUGCUCAUUAUGCAUCUAAUGUAAGAGUUGUUACUGUAUCUUUGUAAUGCAACUGAACUAUAUAUGUAAACCUAGUGUGGAAUACAGUUAGAUUUGAACAUUAUCCAGUCUUGUUGCUAUUUGUGUCAUGAGUCUCAGUACAAUGUAUGUUUUGUUCUACGUGUGCUGCUAGCUUUUCAUUUCAGAAUUCACCUUCCUGAUCUGUAUCCUUACCUUCAGAGAUCAAGUACCUCAUGCAUCAUUGUAACGAGAUUGUUUAACAAUUAUCAAGCUUGUUAAUCUCAAUCAGUUUGGCUUUA
Lotus japonicus is the source of this 895-nucleotide messenger RNA. RefSeq lists its product as uncharacterized. Gene Ontology annotation, cellular component: Cul4-RING E3 ubiquitin ligase complex. The transcript is spliced from 6 exons. Gene Ontology annotation, biological process: positive regulation of proteasomal ubiquitin-dependent protein catabolic process. Bases 139 to 573 code for a protein of 144 amino acids. The record is from RefSeq and is a predicted model, not a curated record. Lineage: Eukaryota; Viridiplantae; Streptophyta; Magnoliopsida; Fabales; Fabaceae.